GGAAGCUUUUAGAACGAAAAAGUAAUAAAUCUUCAAAUUCAAAAAUUAUUCUCGUUGGUAUCAAAAAGAUAUUAAGUUUAUAGCAAGAAGAAGUGAAUUUUUUAAAUAUUAUCACGUACUCAUCCUAUUUAUUCAGGAAGAAUAAAGUUAAAUUAAAAACAACAUGUCAACACGAACUUCACAAUUUUCAAGGAAUAUUUUGAUUCCAGAGCACUCGUUGAGUGGUGGUUUAAGGAUUCUUUCACCUCAGCACACGACACAAAACCAUGUUACGCUCACACAAGCAUCGAGGCCAUCGACUACCUCUGAUUCUGGAGCUUUUUCAGAUGGCAAAUCAGUACAAGUUGUUAUGAAGCACCGGGUCGUAGUGAUGGGAUCAGCUUUUGUUGGAAAGACACAAAUUGUCUCACAAUUUCUUUACGAUAAGUUUUGUAGUCGUUAUCGCCAAACUAUUGAGGAAUUACAUCGGGGCGAAUACAAUCUAGCUGAUGGAAGCUCCUUGACACUUGACAUUCUUGAUACAAGUGGUUCAUUUCAAUUUCCAGCAAUGCAAGCUUUAUCCAUAUCAACAUCUAAUGCAUUUAUAUUAGUAUUCAGCAUAGAUAGUGAGGAAUCAUGGAACGAAGUAAUGCGUCUUCGAGAAAAGAUAAUCAAAAAGAGAGGUCCACGUGUACCGAUUGUCGUAUGCUGCAAUAAAAUUGACUUACCAAUCGAUCAAAGAAAAUGUAAAAAGGAAAUAACAGAGGCAACAGUCCGAUAUGAAUGGGAGUGUGGAUAUGUCGAAUGUAGCGCAAAAGACAACAUAAAUAUUCUUACUGUUUUUAAAGAGCUUCUUUCACAAGCAAAUAUUAAAUAUAAUUUAAGUCCUGCCGUACGACGACGAAGAAAAUCUCUUCCAUCAUUCUCCACAACACAAGCAUCAAAAUUUUCUUUGAAAAGGCACUCAUGUACAGUCUCAUAA
Molecule: messenger RNA, 961 nt
Organism: Chironomus riparius
Lineage: Eukaryota; Metazoa; Arthropoda; Insecta; Diptera; Chironomidae
Source: the annotation of a GenBank genome assembly